GACUGAGUGAGGCACGAUUCAGUGUAAAAAUGAAGAUAAAAACAAAAUAAAAUGUUUAAAAAACGAUUCGUAUGUGCAUGUGACAUGCAACGUUGCCUCGUUCUAUCGUUGCCUAAUUCAUACUGGAGAUAUGGUGUAUUCGGUCGCAUAGCUAAGGCCCAACAUCAAAUCAUUUUUAACGAUCACAAUACGGUUGUGUUUGUUUGUAUUUGUGUGCGUGUGCCAGCACUGCUGGCAUUCCACAACGUGACUUGAGGCUAUGCUGGUUGCUGUGUGUAUGCGUUUCGAAUACGUUUAAAAUGUAGUAUUGAAACGAAACAGAGAUAGACAGAGACGAGGAAAAUCGAAAAUGUGCUGCAUAAUAUUAUGCUUUUUAGUCGUCGACGUAAUUGUGUUUGUGCGUUCAUAGGAAACCAAUUUGUGGCAUGUGUUUGUGCGAUCGAAAUAUAUCGGGUAUAACGUUUUAUGCAUUGCUUUGCUCGUCCGUAGCCCGAAAACAAACGAAAAAAAAACAAAUGUAGAAGAAGAAAAUAAAGCUGAACUGAAACACCAGAAUGAAAUGAGACACAAAAAGAAAGAGAGAAAACAGCUGUAUCUGUGCAUACAAGAGACAAGCAAUAAUAUUCACUAAAUGCCAGAUUAUUCACCAACACACACUGUUGUCAUUAUGUACGCUGAGCGCGCAGCACUGUGCAAAGUGUCUCUCUGCCAUAUUUCUCAAUGCAUCUCGCUCGAUCUGUCGUUGUGUGCAUACGACCGCAAUAACGAGAAGAAAGAACAGAACAGAAAAAAAAAAUAUACUGAACAAGCAUUUUGUUUGCUUCACUCAGAAUGAAUGCACUCUCUGUUCAUUCUUCAAUUUUAUCCGUUUAUUUUUUUUCCUUCGCUUGCAGUGAAACGAGUGCUGGGUCAUUUUUGUUUAUUUUUUUUUACAGGAAUUUUGCUCCUUUUACACACUGUGAUUUUUUUCCGUUCAAGCGCAUCGAAUGAGUCAAAAGUGAUAUUCGUUUUCAAUGGAUCGUGCUGCGCCCGAAAAAUAAUUCACUGUCCUGCUACUGGCAGCAAUAGACAUUUUUGGCGACCGUCAAUGAGCAAUUUGACAUGCAAUAUUUCAUCUUUUUUUCUGUAGAUUCGACCAACAGAUAGCUGCAUCAAAUCAUUUUUCAUACGAAAUCAUUCACUCUUCUUUAAUCGCCAUUGAUGUGGAUGUGCCAGUUGCUGUAUGAUGAUGAAUGUUUUACCCGAAAUUAUUUCUAAUUCAUCUUCAUCAAAAUGCUAUAGAACAAGGGAAAAAUGACAUAAAACCUGAAUCAACCAGCUGACAAAUUAUUCAAAAUGCACGUUUCGACCAUCAGCCAAUGUCAAAUCAUUUGACCGUUUUUAUUCUCUCGCAUUUUGAACAUUUCGAAUUUUCAUUUGAAAAAUAAUUUAUGCGAGCGGUUCUUUUUUUCAAGUUCAAUCGUUAUGAUUUCAGGCCCAUUGUUUCGGAAUGACCACUUCGUCGUAUGGUGCACUGAAUACGCACACGUGUACGCAUAUGCCAUACAUUUUGUUGAAGAUCCGAAGUGAAAGCAAAAGAAAAACAUGUAACCGGAUAUUCACAUGAGCUAACAUUUGUUUUCUUGUUCUUUUCCAGCAAUUUAUCUGCAGUGUGGAAACGGUUUUCUUAUUUGCACCGAUUCAAAUAUCCGAAGAUGUCAAAUAUGUUGCCAAUUUGUCGAUUUUUUGUAGAUGGCGAUGCAAUCGGUUUUGAUUGAAUGAAAUUUGUUUAUUAACGAACCAAUAAACAACUGCAAAUAUUUGGAGAUGCGUCAACCGAGAACAUUCUCUGAAUCAUUCUUUUCUCAAUCAUUUUGAAUCACGUUUUUUGUCUUCAUUUUAAUAAAAUUUAACAUUUUGGCGGUAAAAUGUCAGACGAAAACAUCGAUUUCGAAUUGCGUCGCUUGAAAUUCAUCGAAGCAUGUGCAUAUUAUGUGCGAAUCGCGGCCAUUUCUGUCGAUCAACUGGAAAUGACACAAGAUUUGGCUAGUUUAAUUACCGAACGAUUCAGAGUAGCCAAGCUGGAAUGGGCAAUCGGACCGUUCAAAUUCUACAAACGACUUUUGGACGAAGGAAUGCAAGAAAAAUUGCCUGACUUUGAUGGCAACAUGUUGGAUAAGACGGUUGUUCUGCGGCACAAUUUUCGAUCGAUGGUUAGCCGGGAGGUUCGUGACAAAGAGCUGCUGUUGGCAUCAUCGCAAAAACAAAUUUCUAACGAAAAAGAUACCAAUGGAAAUGAGGUAUGGCAUUCGCCUUUACCGCACCCAGCCAAACAGCAAUCAUCCAUGCCAUCUGCGGCACCGCAUGACUUUUUAAUCGGUUUCAUGGUGCAUAUUAAACCAGAUGUGCAUUUAGAUGAAAUGAUUCCGAUCUGUGCACGAGAUCAGCACCUUUUGUACAACAUUUUCGGCGAUAAAUGGAAAUCACCGGUGGUUAUCAAUGCGUACACCACAGUCAAAGGUCAAACCGGAUUCAUGCACAAUUGGUUGUCCAAUCACAACGGCGCACAAUGAAGCUCAACGUCACGUCAUCGUAAUUGUGUCCGGCCAACCCAACCAGUUCCGCUAUUUACACAAAACGCUUCUUUUUUUUAUCAUCAUCACACAAAUUAAACAACAGCUGGAUGUUGUGUAUUCCAUUUUUCCAAGUGCAUGAAAUACGAUAAAAAAUGUCACUGAAUAUUUUUAUCAGUCAACCAUCAUUCGCUAUUGAAGAGUAGGUUUAAGAGCAUUUUACGCCGUAUUUAAAUACGCGAUAAAAUAAAAUAUCAUUCCCUUGCGUAAGCGCAUUUUAACGACAUCAUAUCAAAGUAUUAUUUACUUUUAAGUUUUUAUCAGCUCGACCGAGAGCAAAAAAAAACUACUUUUUUGGAGGAAUAACGAUGAAACAUCAUUGUUCAGCCAGUAGUAUAUUUUAAACCAAAAUAAUUCCUUUAAAAAGAUUUUCAUAGUUUUAAUUAGAUUUUCAAUCGAAUGUACGAAUCCUUUAUGCCCAAAUAAACUCAAAGGAAACAACAACAAAAA
Sitodiplosis mosellana (orange wheat blossom midge) is the source of this 3062-nucleotide messenger RNA. RefSeq lists its product as uncharacterized. The transcript has 4 exons. The record is from RefSeq and is a predicted model, not a curated record. Bases 1908 to 2552 code for a protein of 214 amino acids. NCBI's taxonomy places the organism in Eukaryota, Metazoa, Arthropoda, Insecta, Diptera, Cecidomyiidae.